AUGUACUGUAGCGACAUCCAGCUUGCAUUUGUUGCAGGAUCGAAAGCGGCCAAAGGACAGCUUUCCGUACGAACUUUUAUGCCCCCAUCACCCACAUUAAGCUAUACGAUCCGCAACCUCGAAAACGUGUCCGCAAGCUCCACACUGUGGAUGAAUACGGAUAUGUUCCACUGGUUCGUCUACCUCUGCCAUGGUAGAGUGAUGAAUGCUUCGCUGGUAAAGUACCUACGGACCGAGCAUGCAAAAGUGCAACCACCACCUACCGUAUCGCCAACGCACCCGCAAGCCGGUAUCGACGCUCCCGAGCUACCCCUGCGGAUCCCGCUUGCCCGAUACACGGGCACAUUCCCCAGGCUCACAACUCGACCAUACCCCAAGCUCGAAACCUAUCCUCACGAAAUGCCCGCCUACGAGCCGCCCAUGAUCAGCCACGAGAGGAGGACGCUCUGGGUACGGAAGGCCAAACCCGGCUUCCAAGAUAGCGAGAAGCUGUACCAAAAGUACUGGUACGACUACAAUACCGUCACCAUUCCCCUCCGAGGCAUGGAUGACUUCUUCGCCGACGCCAUCACCGCCGCCUCACUCGCCCAAGACCGCGAUCAUCUUGAGACGCUUCUUGCCGACCAACGCGAGGCCCGCUGGAAGGAGUUGAAAGAAGCCACCCGCGACAUCGCCCUGGCGACUAUUUAUCGCACUCAAAACUGGCCCUCGCGAGUCGUCAACAAUGCAGCCCUUGAUGCCGUUCGAACCGGCAGCUUAGGCAGCUUCCUACAGUUCAUUUCUUGUGCCAUGACCAGCUGGAAAGAUACGCAUUUGCGUAACAAGACCGACGAGACCAACGACAAGGCCCAGACCAGUCCCCAGAAGGAAAGUCCUGCCGGCAAUAUUAAUGGAAAUGAUCAUGUUCCCGGCCAAGACGACAACGAAGAUUAUGAGACCGAUUUUGAAGACGAGUAUGCGUACGACAAUAACCGCAUGUCCCCAACCGACUCCAUCGCCAAAAUGUUCGGUCAACAAGACGAUGCCUGGACCGCCCGCGCUAAGGCAGAUAGAGCGUUUAUGGUUGAGGAAGUGGACGGGACAUCGCCAGCACGACAAUUGGGGCAAGCCUCACCAGCAGGUACUGCACCGGUGAACGAAGUAGAAAGCCACGAGAACACAAGUGUUGCGGAGCAACUAUCUGACGCGUUCCAGAAGAACAAUGCGCCAGCGUUGAGUACAUGGCCACAAGCAGCGCCGACGGGCGGCACUUCGCCGAGAGAUACCUCCGACAGCGCAACCUCGGGCCCAUCAUGUACCAAGACCACUCCACCACAAACAUCACCUAACAUCUUCAACGCCGAAGCAGCCGAUGAAACGCGACGAUCUACAGAGGCAAUAUUGCCUCCUGAUGACGGAGCACAACCCGGCGGCCAUGCAAGAAGAAACAGCUCUGCGGCAGGCUCUGUUUCGGCCAGGAAAUGA
Messenger RNA from Verticillium dahliae VdLs.17, 1464 nucleotides. RefSeq lists its product as uncharacterized. Bases 1 to 1464 code for a protein of 487 amino acids. NCBI's taxonomy places the organism in Eukaryota, Fungi, Ascomycota, Sordariomycetes, Glomerellales, Plectosphaerellaceae. The transcript is spliced from 4 exons. The record is from RefSeq and is a predicted model, not a curated record.